AUGAAAUUAGCUACUUACCAUUCAAAGUAGAAGCUGUUCACUAAAUUUGCAGCAAUAUUUAUCGCUUUAUCUUUACUAAAAGUUGAUCAAAUUAACUCCUAUGUUCUUCCUUAGUAUAGAUGUAGCGCAAGAGGAGCAAGUUCAAUAGUGAUAUCUGACAAUCAAUACACAUCAGGAGAAUUCGAAUUCAAAAUAAAACCUGCUAUGAUCAAUGGUAUUGUCACUGCAUUCGGAUUGGCUGAUGAUGGAUCAAAUCCUUAAAGCUAAUUUAUUCAACUACUUUUUGAUAAUAGCACAUAUGGAAAUAGAGUUUUUAACCUCUAGGUUUAUGACUAGGCAAAUUCAUUCUUCUUAGACUAUCCAAUUGAUAUUGCAAAUUUAACUGGAAUUGAUGAUAGCUCUGUGCUUGAUGGCUCUCUCUAUAAUUUCAAAAUAGUCAAAAAGGAUAAACUAGAAGUCUACAUGGGAGUGACAACUUAUGAGCUUGUAUUCAAUUCUAAUGAAUAUUCCGAAUAAGUUGAUUCCCAGAUAGAUAAUGCACUUGCCAAUUUCCCUGAAUCUUUUAAUGUGCACAUCGGAUCAUGGUUAGAUCAGACAGCCCUGAGAGGAGAAUUUCAAUCAUUUGACCCUGAAGAUGUAUACUUCUCAUAGUUUUCUAAUUAUAAGUACACUGAUAAUGCUGGUAUCGUUAAAGAGUAGAAUGACUUUUAAGAAUCUACUUUAAAACAAUUUUCCUCAGUUUCUACUAUGUAUCCUCCAGCUUGGGCAACUUUUAGAGAAAUUUCUAGUAAUAUUCAUCAGUCAUAAAUCAAAUAUGUACCAAAAGCAGAUUCUGAGGAUUUGAUCGGGCAACUUAACUUAGUAGUGUAAUCUAACCUUUUAUCAUUUAACAAGAAUGAUUGGACUUUUGAAACAAGCCAAAAAAGUAAUGUUGAUGUGAGAUUUCCAUUUAUUAAUGCCAAUGAUGUUACCUUAUAACUUGAUAUGAAAAACAUAAAGUCUGACCAGAAUGCAAUGUUGAAAGUAAAGUUGGAAACUAUUGCCACAAGUUCAGAUUACUAGAUUGAAAUAUGUGCUAACUUUAGCAUAGAUUCUUCAUAAAAUUUAUCAUCAUGGCCUGUUAAUGCAUACAUCAUUCAAAAUGAUUACCCAUAUACAAAAGUAUCGAGCCAAUAAACUUUUAAUAUACUUUAAAAUGACGGUUGCUAUACAAUGACUUUAAUUGUUUCUGCCUACCAAAAUUCUGCUGUCUUGCAAGACCUUAAUGACUAUGCUACUUUAGUCUUAGAUUUUACCUCUAUCCUUGAUCCAGCUUAAGCUCCAUCCAUCACUACCAUUGACUUUACCAAAGGUGCAUCAAUAAAUAUCUUCAAUUUUUAUGCUGUGUCAAAUUGCUUGACUAAUGAAAUUAAGGCUAGAAGUUAGAUAAUAAUAGAUGCUGAUCCAGAAACUUAGAAAAAUAAUACUGUAAUUGUAAAUGAGUAUGUAGUUGACGACCAAGUGACUGAUCUAGACUUCAAAGAAAAAUAUCAAGUUGCUGUUGCACUUUUUACUAUCUUCUUCAUCUUAUUCUUGGCUGUCACUGCCUUUUUCAUCUUUAAAGUAUAUAAGAACAGAAAGUAAUUAGCAACAGAGUCAAAAGACCUAAAAGUGAAGGAAGCUUCUUUGAUUUUAUAAAGAAAAAGAUUAGAAGAGGCUGAUGCUCUGAUAGUUCAUAAUGAGAAGGAGAUCAAAUAAUUGGCUACCAAAAAGCACAUGGCUAUUAAUCAAAAAGCACAAGCAAUUCACCGAACACCAGAAGAAGAUGACCUCCAGGCAAUAUACAAUAUGGAUGGAUUCCUUUAAAACCAUCAAAGAAAGCAAGAUAAAUGGAACAAAGAUUAUUAGGUGUAGGAAGAACAUGAAAAUAAUGAGGACAGUGAUGAUGGCAUAGAAGAUGGAAAUAACACUGAAAUCGAGAAGGCUACUUCAAUGAGCGAAUUAAGGCAUCAAAGAACUGACAUCUCAGAGUAAAAGAAUUAAUUCAAUAGUCUAUAGAGGUAGCAACAGCAGCAGUAACCCUCGUAACUGCCCAAAGAGUAGAAGCAUCUAUAUAACUCAUCCCAGAAGAAUCUCUAGCAAAGUACUAAUAAAAAGCCCUAAGCUAUCUUGCAUGAUGACUACGAACUUGAAUUAGAAAAAGAAUAAUAGCCAUUUAAGAAGUCUGUUAGUGAACACUCUUAAGAUAAUAACUUUGAGGACCACCAUCAUGUUAGCUAGUUCUAUCCUAAGCCAAGCGAGGAAUAGAAGGAUAUUAAAUCAAACAACUAAACAGCUCAAAAGAACAGUACUAGUAAAAAUAUUAAACCAUCACUUGAGGAUGAAUAUGGUUCAGAAAAAAGAGCUUCAGAAAAUGAGAAUGAAGGAUCAUUCGAGUAUGAUGAAGAGGACUACUCUCAAGAAGAUGAUAAGUAAUGA
Messenger RNA from Stylonychia lemnae, 2457 nucleotides. NCBI's taxonomy places the organism in Eukaryota, Ciliophora, Spirotrichea, Sporadotrichida, Oxytrichidae. The record is from the annotation of a GenBank genome assembly.